Owenia fusiformis is the source of this 448-nucleotide messenger RNA. Lineage: Eukaryota; Metazoa; Annelida; Polychaeta; Sabellida; Oweniidae. The record is from the annotation of a GenBank genome assembly.
CAAGGUGUAAUAAACGCAUGGGGCCUGAUAAUGGUGCGAUCGAUGAAGCUAAUAGCGAUCAACCAGAUGAAGAAAACCAAUACAGCCCAGGUGAUACAGUGAGAUUUGUUUGUGACAACUGCUUUGAAAUAAAGCCAAAUACAGACGGAAUUCAAGACGACGAUACAAUGUGCACAACAUCUGGUUGGGAUGGACAAGUUCCAAGAUGUAAACGACUAACAUGCGACGCGCCUGAACUAAAUGAAGGGGUCGAGCGAAUAGGGAUUAAUAAUAAUUGUGGAACAACUGCCAGUUUUACGUGUAAGGAAGGCUAUGUCCCAGCUGAUGGUACCCUUACGUGUGUGGAUGAUGGUUCUGGGUCUCCCGUCUGGAGUGGCACCCCAUUGACUUGCAAAAAGAAAUGUCCUUUCCGUAUGCCAACGACGAAUGGUACAAUAGAUCAAGAGAG